AUGCCUGCUGAUUUCCUACACAACGAACGCCUUCCCGGCGAGUACAUUCCCACUGUCUUCGACAACUACUCGGCGAGUGUGAUGGUCGAUGGAAAGCCGAUUAGCUUGGGACUCUGGGAUACUGCUGGUCAGGAGGAUUACGACAGACUGCGCCCGCUUUCUUACCCCCAGACCGACGUCUUCCUCAUUUGCUUCUCGAUUGUCAGCCCGCCAUCAUUUGACAACGUCAAGGCCAAGCCUCGCCACGUGGGCAUCAGCACUAAUGAUACGCAGUGGUACCCCGAGAUCGAUCAUCAUGCGCCGAAUAUUCCCAUCAUUCUCGUCGGCACCAAGCUCGAUUUGAGAGAGGACCCCAACACCCUCGAGUCGCUCCGCCAGAAGCGCAUGGAGCCCGUCUCGUAUGAUCAGGCCCUGAUCUGUGCUAAGGAGAUCAAGGCGCACAAGUACCUCGAGUGCUCUGCUCUGACGCAGCGAAAUCUCAAGAGUGUUUUCGACGAGGCUAUUCGCGCUGUCCUGAACCCCCGACCCGUGCCUCAGCAGAAGAAGAAGUCCAAGUGCACGAUUUUGUAA
Messenger RNA from Colletotrichum spaethianum, 570 nucleotides. Its product is annotated as Ras-related protein Rab-11B. Gene Ontology annotation, biological process: establishment or maintenance of cell polarity; cortical cytoskeleton organization; regulation of cell shape. Gene Ontology annotation, cellular component: plasma membrane; cell cortex; cytoskeleton. Lineage: Eukaryota; Fungi; Ascomycota; Sordariomycetes; Glomerellales; Glomerellaceae. The record is from RefSeq and is a predicted model, not a curated record. Gene Ontology annotation, molecular function: protein kinase binding; GTP binding; GTPase activity. The transcript has 4 exons. Bases 1 to 570 code for a protein of 189 amino acids.